Messenger RNA from Rhincodon typus (whale shark), 506 nucleotides. Its product is annotated as RAB6A-GEF complex partner protein 2-like. The coding region runs from base 147 to 506 and encodes 119 amino acids. The transcript is spliced from 3 exons. Gene Ontology annotation, biological process: retrograde transport, endosome to Golgi. The record is from RefSeq and is a predicted model, not a curated record. NCBI's taxonomy places the organism in Eukaryota, Metazoa, Chordata, Chondrichthyes, Orectolobiformes, Rhincodontidae. Gene Ontology annotation, cellular component: Ric1-Rgp1 guanyl-nucleotide exchange factor complex; Golgi membrane.
AAUGCGCAUGUGCAAUGCCAACCAACUUCCGCUGUUGCUUUUCCAGUGGGUGUUUAUGGAGCGUGUUUUAUUUUGGUGGAGGUUUAAAUGUGCUGAGGAGGUCCAUGUAAAAUUGAUUUAAAAUAAUUAAUUGCGAAGAUCUCGGGAUGAUUGAGGUGGUGGCAAAACUCCUUCGGGGCCCGGUGUUUCUGACCGGCGAAGUAAUGGAGUGUGUUAUAACUUUCACCAAUCCCAUGACUGCCCGCUCCACCUCGGCCAGCAGUGAGAUGUUGGCAUGGGCAAGUGCUCAGAUACAUUGCCAGUUUCAUACCAGUGAAAGUCGUGUUGCACUACCACCCUCUGAAGAUACAAAGCAUGAUGUGCAGGCGGAGAAUGAAACAGUCUUUGUUCCAAACAGAGGUGAGCGAGGGAAAUGUAUUCUAGCUACUCCACCCAAGAUACUGUUCUGUGAUUUGCGACUUGAUCCUGGUGAAUCAAAAUCCUGUAAGUGCUUAAUUAAAAACUGA